CCGACUCAACCUCCGCAGAGACGGCGGCGGGACCCGCAGUUUGCGCGUGCGCGGCUCCGCCCCAGGCUCCUCCCUCGCGCUGGCACUCCCGCCUUCGCCCGGCCCUCCCCGCGCUUUACGGCCCGGCACGCCACUUUUACUGCAGUCGCUCCCGCCGCCGUCGUUGCCCCCGCCGCCGCGGCUGCUGCAGCUCGGGUCCCUUCUGCGCUGCCGCAGGGAGGCCGCCCGGGCCAGGCGAGCCGAACCAAUGCUGGACCUGGAGGUAGUGCCCGAACGCUCUCUGGGGAACGAGCAAUGGGAAUUUACGCUGGGAAUGCCUCUGGCUCAGGCAGUAGCCAUUCUUCAGAAGCACUGUCGCAUCAUCAAAAAUGUCCAGGUUCUCUACAGUGAACAGUCUCCUCUAAGCCAUGACCUCAUUCUUAACCUGACUCAGGACGGGAUCAAACUAAUGUUUGAUGCUUUCAAUCAGAGACUUAAGGUGAUCGAAGUAUAUGAUUUGACUAAAGUAAAGUUAAAAUAUUGUGGCGUGCAUUUUAAUUCUCAGGCCAUAGCUCCUACCAUUGAACAGAUUGACCAGUCUUUUGGCGCAACCCAUCCUGGAGUGUACAACUCCGCUGAGCAGCUCUUCCAUCUCAACUUCAGAGGACUGUCUUUCUCUUUUCAGUUAGACUCAUGGACUGAGGCUCCAAAGUAUGAGCCCAAUUUUGCCCAUGGCCUGGCUUCUCUCCAGAUACCCCAUGGAGCAACUGUAAAACGAAUGUACAUCUACAGUGGCAACAGCCUGCAGGAUACCAAGGCUCCCAUGAUGCCUCUGAGCUGUUUCCUGGGCAAUGUCUAUGCUGAGAGUGUAGAUGUUCUUCGAGAUGGAACUGGACCUGCAGGUUUACGACUUCGCCUACUUGCUGCAGGUUGUGGACCUGGCCUAUUAGCAGAUGCCAAGAUGCGGGUAUUUGAACGUUCAGUGUAUUUUGGUGAUUCCUGCCAAGAUGUUCUUAGCAUGCUUGGCUCUCCACACAAAAUCUUCUAUAAAUCAGAAGACAAGAUGAAAAUUCAUUCUCCUUCCCCUCAUAAACAAGUUCCAUCGAAGUGUAAUGACUACUUUUUUAACUACUUCACUCUUGGAGUGGACAUCCUCUUUGAUGCGAAUACACACAAAGUGAAGAAGUUUGUUCUACACACCAAUUACCCUGGGCAUUAUAAUUUCAACAUUUAUCAUCGCUGUGAGUUCAAGAUCCCACUAGCCAUAAAGAAAGAAAACGCAGAUGGUCAAACAGAAACAUGCACGACCUACAGCAAGUGGGACAACAUCCAGGAGCUCCUGGGCCACCCUGUGGAGAAGCCUGUUGUCCUGCACAGGUCUUCCUCCCCAAACAACACCAACCCAUUUGGUUCCACAUUCUGCUUUGGUCUUCAGCGAAUGAUCUUUGAGGUCAUGCAGAACAACCACAUUGCCUCGGUGACCCUGUAUGGCCCCCCUAGGCCUGGUAGCCACCUGAGAACAGCGGAGCUCCCCUAGGGACACCACCACCCAGGCCCCUCUGUCCCGUGGAACUGUGCAUCACAUCCUGCUUAGUGGGCCUCUGUACCACCCUGUGGGUUUUCUUGGACACCUGGCCAGUGUUGAAGGGCUGUUGUGAUGUUCUGAGGUUGGGCUCAGGCUGGGUGCUCUGCCAUGGGCUGAGUGGCCCAGAUAUUCUUCUGUUCAUCUUUGGCCUGCUGGUGCCAGCAGGGGACACAGACUGCAAAGAGAAGCACAAAGUUUGAGCCUUGAUUCCUGGACCCAGGAGCUCUCAACUAACAAGGAGGCAGGAGAGGUCAACCCUUGUCCCAUGCACAUUGGGAAGACUUGGGGCUCUUUCUGUGACUGAGGACACAGGCACCCAGGAUAAGGACAAGGUCCUGCCUUUGGCUCCACAUUGCCACAUGACCCUUAAGGCAAGCAGGUAGCGUGUCCAUAGUACUUGGUUGCGACAUUUGCACUACAUCCACUUUAGUUACUUGAUGAGCUGGCUGUGGCCAGGGUGGCCCACCUGCCCUUCCCUGUUCCUUUCUUGCACGCGCUCCCUGCCUGGGCACACCAAACUGGUUGAAACACAGCUUUCUACCAUCCAGGUACAUGCCCAGGCCUGGUUCUCACCCCUGUUGGAGUCAGCUUUCAAGAUUGCCUGUGCCCCUGCUCUGCCCCAUCCUGGCUGGCAGGGCUGCAUGUUUCCAUCCUGUUUGCCUCUUUUAUUUAAUGCCAAAGUUUUAGCCAAAGACAUCUUCCUACUUUUGUUGUGUUUCAGCAUUCUGUUCUGCACUGUGGGCUGGCUGUCUGCCCCAACCCUGGGCACUGGCCCCUGGCUGGGCCAUUUCAUGGCUCAAAGCCUCUGGGGGCUCAAGGAAGGCUGGGCUGCUCAGUCCCUUCAUGGGUCUUGCUAAUGGAAAGUAGCAUAUAUGUGCUUUAAAAAUAUUAAUCCUUUUGAAAAGAAUUGAGAAGAGAAAUGUAUAAUUUUAUCCCAUUUUUAAUAUUUUGGUCUAGCAACUUGUGAUACAUAGAUGACAAUUUUGUGAGUUUUUCAAAUGUGUGUACAGAUUUUUGUAAAUAUGACUCUUUUGUAAUUAACUCAUGUACAGCCUCAUCCUGUAUAGUUUAAUGAUGAAUGUGCAGGGGACCUGUCUCAGGCUCCUAUAUGGUUCCUGGGCCUUAUAGCCAGGUUUGUGUGGCGCUCCCGACUUUUGUGACUGACUGGUGUCUUCCCAUUUGGACUGUGGCCUGGCCAGAGCCCCUUGCAUAUCCCCACUGUCAGGGGCAGCCAGGACUGUUCCCAUCCUCCUGGAAUGGGGGAACCUUCCUUAUCCCCUGCCCACAUCCCCUCUCCAAUAAAGCACCUGUGCCCUCAGCAAUGGCCUGCCAUGUGCUGUUGCUGGGAUGUUUGUACUAA
Molecule: messenger RNA, 2924 nt
Organism: Gorilla gorilla gorilla (western lowland gorilla)
Lineage: Eukaryota; Metazoa; Chordata; Mammalia; Primates; Hominidae
Gene: PHAF1
Product: phagophore assembly factor 1
Exons: 17
Coding region: 248-1516 (422 amino acids)
Biological process (GO): Golgi to plasma membrane protein transport
Cellular component (GO): dendrite; synaptic vesicle membrane; trans-Golgi network
Source: RefSeq, a predicted model, not a curated record